CAGUCCACAACUGACGAGCAGGAGUUCAAUACAAAACCAGCGGUGAGAGUUAUUUAUUCUGAAUCUCUGUUUUCAUCACCAGCAUCAGCAGCUGAAGGAAGUUUAUUCUCGGUAAUUUGCUGCAGUCGCAUCCUGAUGUCAUUUUAUCCUCAGUGAACCUGUUGAUCCAAAGAAGGAGAAUGGCUCCUAAGGCAAAGAAAAGAUCACAAAGUAAAGGAAAAGGAAAAGGGAAAGGGAAAGGCAAGUCCAGUCGGCCUUCUACACGUGCAAGUUCAGAUUACCCAGAGGAUAUCUUCCCCCUGGUCCUGACGUCUGCCACCCAGGAGCUCUUCAGCUGCCGUAUUGAUGAAGACGUCACAGAGAAGAACCCUUACAAACUGCUCAAGAAAGACGACAUCAUAAGCGACAUGAAGAAAAGAGCUGCAAUUUCUGAUUUCAGCCCAGCAAAACAAAAAGUUCUUGAAUACCCAGAGGAAGAGAUGUUGUUGGUUUUUGAUUCAAACCUCACUUACGGCCAGUGCUUCUACUUGGUUCUGUUACCAGAAAGCAAGGAACGAAUACUGAAGACCCCAGAGGUUGAAGAGCAGCUUGAGGCUGACAAAAGACCAAGAGUUUGGAUUUCUCUUGGUAGCGAUAAGGAAAUAGAAGAACCUAUCAAGGAGACGAGAGAAAAGCUGAGGCUCAAAUUAAGAGUGGACCGGGCAGCUCAAUCGAAGGUCUGCUUUUCAGACCGCGACUAUGCAGAGUCAAAGGAUAGCCACUUGGAGUGUACUUCUUAUGAAGACAGUAAAUUCAAGAUCAAGAAACUGCUGACUGAUUGUGCAGUGCAGGCUAUCCCCAUGCUACACACCAGCAGUUGCCAGACAAUGAGGAUGGUUCCAAAGGACACCUUCACACAGUAUGAACCAAGAGAGUUCAGCACUGAGGAAAAGGAAAUAAUUCUAAAAAAACACGACCUGAUAGAUUUUUGUAACAUACAGAUUCCCAGGAUGUUGUUUGCCCUGCAGCAGGAAGAGAUCAUAAACGUGUUUGUGGAUGACUGGAAGGCUCUGAUGACGGGGCUUGAAACCUGUGACUGGUCAGGCCAGGUGUCUGACACUCUGGUGCUCCAUCAGGUCUUCACAGAUCAGAAGUCCGCCAAAAACAAAACAAUUAGUUGCCUCAACUGGCACCCUACAAUAAACGGUGUAAUCGCUGUGGCCUUGACAAAAAGACCUGGGGAGCUUGCAGAGUCAGCCUCCGGUCCUCCUCUCAUUGUCUUCUACAGCUUCUCCAACCCCUCUAAUGCCCAGUUUCUCCUUGAAUGCCCAGACGACAUUCUUGCAUUCCAGUUCUCUCCCUCUAAUCCAAAUAUUAUUGUUGGGGGCUGUUUCAAUGGCCAGAUUUUGUUGUGGGACAUCUCUGCUCAUGUCGCCUACAUACAGCCAACGCAGCCCGGCAGUAGAAAGGAAUCAAUGGAUCAGGACAAGUUUGACCUCAACGCCAGCAAAGAAAAUAUUCCUGUUGUGCGAUUCUGUGCGGUGUCAGCCUUAGAGAGCAGCCACAAAGCCCCAGUUACUGAUGUGCAGUGGCUGCCGUCAACAUUCGAGGUUACUAUGUUUGGCUUACCAGUGGAGAACAAGCAGAAGGUCUCGGUUCAGAUUAUCACCUGCUCCCCUGACUGCUCUCUUCGUUUUUGGGACGUGAGACUUCCAGCUGUGUUUACGAACACACCUUCAGAAAGUACGUCGACUGUCGACCAGAAGACGCCGAUGACGACCUGUAGCGUUCCUGAAACUUUCAAACACCUUGACAGGAUAUGGAAACCAAUGUUCAAAAUUUCACUGUCGAAGAUUGAUACCAAAGGAGAAUAUGUUCCUAUGAAGUUCAGCUUUGAAAAUUUCAUCGCUCCUACAGAAAAGGAUAAAGAAAUUAAGGGGACAGAGGACCUUCCUGACUACAGCCAACUCAUGUUACCUGCAUCUGAAAAACUGAGGGAGAUGGACAGCAUCAAUACCAAGUUUUUUGUUGGGACAGAGAAUGGAGAGAUCGUUUACUCCGACUGGAAAAUGGAAAGCGACGACUCUGGGCGCCCGCACAGUUCCAAACCCUUCGCGUGUUUCAACAGCCAUCAUUGGCUGGUGAACACACUGGAGCGAUCUCCAUUCUUCAAAGACAUUCUUUUGACAACAGGAGGCUGGAACUUUGCCAUUUGGAAAGAGGGAGUCAUGGACGGCCCACUGGUUUCAUCGCAAUACUUUGAGCAGGAGUGCACAGCGGGAUGCUGGUCGCUGUCCCGACCGGCUGUUUUCUUCAUUGGAAAAACAGAUGGCAGUGUUGAAAUAUGGGACCUCCUAAAAAACAGCAGCGAACCACUACAGCUCCACCCUCAUAUCAGCAAAAGCAAGAUUACCUGCAUGAAAGCCUGCAAUUUCACGGCCAAGCAGCACUUCCUGGCUGUUGCAGAUGAUCUUGGGGUUCUUCGUAUUUUUGAAAUACCAAAGAUCCUCUAUCUUCCUUCCAGGCAUGAGAGUUUAAGCAUGAAGAAAUACUUUGAUCUUGAAGUAGAGAGUUUGAAGGACUAUUUGAAGAGGGAAGAGUUCUGGACUAAACAUAUAAAGGAGGAGGAAGAACUCCAGAUGAAACUGAAAAUGGAACCUGAAAAACCAGAGACGCCCCCAAAGGAAAUUCAGCGUCUGGACUUAACGGAGUAUAGCGACGACCUGAUACUAGAGGAACAACUCUUACAGGACAUGGGCUUGUGGCCCAUUGCUGUAGAGUCAGAGAGGCAGAAUAUCUAACAUCACCCACAUUCAUGAAUAUUUACACAAAUAUUUUUUAUCUACAAAGCAGAUGCUUGUUUGUUUGUCUGAUUUUUGUCCAGUUAUGAUAUUUUGUAUAGAGAUUUUGUCUCUUACCCCUAAAUGUCAAAGUUUGCAUUUUAUUGUUUUUUCUGUAAAUAACCAUAACUUUUUUUUUACAUCUAUAUUUUAUUUAGAUGUAAAACUGUUUCCUCUGGUUAGCUUUAUGUCUCAUAUUUAUUUACAAAUUGUGAUGCCUUUGUUUCAUAUGAGCUUUGAAAAACCUCUGUUUAUCGGUUGGGAAGCUAACUUCAAGGACUAUUUUUAAUUGGAGAUUCUUUUGCAAUGUUAAAGUUUUUUCCAAUUAAACAUUAAAGUGUAGUUUUUCUGUUCUUCAAUAAAUUACGGUACAUGUUUUUAAUAAACUUUCUAAGCCAUUUCUUCA
Messenger RNA from Poeciliopsis prolifica (blackstripe livebearer), 3225 nucleotides. RefSeq names its product dynein axonemal intermediate chain 3 (gene dnai3). Bases 180 to 2780 code for a protein of 866 amino acids. The transcript has 23 exons. Lineage: Eukaryota; Metazoa; Chordata; Actinopteri; Cyprinodontiformes; Poeciliidae. Gene Ontology annotation, biological process: inner dynein arm assembly; cilium movement involved in cell motility. Gene Ontology annotation, molecular function: dynein heavy chain binding; dynein light chain binding. The record is from RefSeq and is a predicted model, not a curated record. Gene Ontology annotation, cellular component: inner dynein arm.